AUGUCUUUAAACCACAUCAAACAUUUUUUUAUAAAGGAUCUCAGGCCUCCAACAGUGAUUGGACAGUUCCACACGCUCUUCUUUGGCUCUGUGCGCAUGUUCUUUCUUGGGGUUUUGGGCUUUGCAGUUUAUGGCAACGAAGCUUUGCAUUUCAGCUGUGAUCCAGAUAAGAGAGAGUUAAACCUCUUCUGUUAUAACCAAUUCAGACCAAUAACGCCUCAGGUAUUCUGGGCAUUACAGCUGGUGACUGUUUUGGUUCCUGGAGCUGUUUUUCAUCUUUAUGCUGCUUGUAAAAAUAUAGACCAGGAAGAAAUCCUCCAAAGACCCAGCUACAUUGUGUUUUAUAUCAUCUCUGUCCUGUUAAGAAUUAUUUUUGAGGUUAUAGCAUUUUGGCUUCAGAGCCAUCUUUUUGGUUUUCAGGUUCACUCACUUUACAUGUGCAGUGCUAGUGCCCUUGAGAAAACAUUUCAUGUUACCAGAUGUAUGGUACCAGAACAUUUUGAGAAGACCAUCUUUCUCAGUGCAAUGUACACCUUUACUGUUAUCACAGUGGUGUUGUGUGUUGCAGAGAUUUUCGAGAUACUCUGUAGCAGAUUGGGCUAUUUGACCAGCCAGUGA
Polyodon spathula (Mississippi paddlefish) is the source of this 618-nucleotide messenger RNA. Its product is annotated as gap junction epsilon-1 protein-like. The record is from RefSeq and is a predicted model, not a curated record. The transcript has 3 exons. The coding region runs from base 1 to 618 and encodes 205 amino acids. Gene Ontology annotation, biological process: cell communication. Gene Ontology annotation, cellular component: connexin complex. NCBI's taxonomy places the organism in Eukaryota, Metazoa, Chordata, Actinopteri, Acipenseriformes, Polyodontidae.